Boleophthalmus pectinirostris (great blue-spotted mudskipper) is the source of this 2285-nucleotide messenger RNA. RefSeq names its product abhydrolase domain containing 8a (gene abhd8a). Gene Ontology annotation, molecular function: catalytic activity. The record is from RefSeq and is a predicted model, not a curated record. NCBI's taxonomy places the organism in Eukaryota, Metazoa, Chordata, Actinopteri, Gobiiformes, Gobiidae.
GACAGUUUCUUGUUGUUCUUCUUGUAUUGACGAAAUGGCAUUAGAUUUAAAACGCAAACGGCGCACUGUCUUGUUCAGAAUAGGCAUUAGUAAGAGCCCAGUGAAGCUAAUUAGUGAAUGCUAGUUAUUUGAUGCAUUCCACGUUUGAUUUUGGAGGUCGCUUUUCUGCAGUAUUCUACGUCGACACUUGCAAACCAGGUGAGCAACAUGUUGACCAGUAUCACAGAGAGCAUCCUGUGCUGUCUGACCGGGAAAACCAACAGCCUGGUCCUGCCUCUGGAGUCCUCCCAGCCCUCAGACGGAUAUGAGUUUGUGGAGGUCAAACCAGGCCGGGUCCUUCGAGUUCGCCACAUCGUUCCAGAGCGCCCCCCGCUGACGCCCAAUGACAAAAGCUCAGAGGGGGACGAGGUGCGAGAGGAGGAGAGCACCGUGCACUGCAAACGCAAAAUCACCGUCUACCGCAACGGGCAGCUCCUCAUCGAAAACCUAGGCGACGUUUUGCACUCGGAAAUCUUACAGUGUCAGGACGGAGACUUGGAGCCGUGCAGCACCGUGGAAGUGGAACUGGCCGAUUAUAAAGAAAUGCCCUCGUCCCCGGACCCUAACCCCGCCCCUCCGCACGUGCCCGGUGAACACAAACCGGCGCCCCCUCCCCGGAGACGCCGCCGCCGACCCAAACGCACCGUCCUCAUUGACUCAGAGAGGACCAUCUCCAGCUGCAAAGGCACGCACUCUGAUGUAGCGCUGUUUUUCGUGCACGGGGUGGGAGGCUCCUCGGACAUUUGGAAGAGUCAGGUGGACUUCUUCUCGCGGCUGGGCUACGAGGUGAUCGCUCCGGACCUGGCGGGUCACGGGGCGAGCAGAGCGCCGCAGAUCGCAGCGGCGUACACGUUCUACGCCCUGGCAGAAGAUCUGAGGGCCAUAUUCAAGAGAUACGCUCGCAAACGCAACAUCCUCAUCGGACACUCCUAUGGGGUGUCAUUCUGCACGUUCCUGGCUCACGAGUACCCUGAGCUGGUGCAUAAGGUGGUGAUGAUAAAUGGAGGAGGCCCCACGGCUCUGGAGCCCAGCCUCUGCUCCAUCUUCCAGCUGCCCUCCUGUGUGCUGCACUGCCUGUCGCCCUGUCUGGCCUGGAGCUUCCUCAAGGCUGGCUUUGCUCGCCAAGGUGCCAAAGAGAAGCAGCUGCUGAAACAGGGAAAUGCCUUUAACGUGUCUCCGUUCGUGUUGAGGGCCAUGAUGAGCGGUCAGUACUGGCCCGAGGGAGACGAGGUGUACCACGCCGAGCUCACCACGCCCAUCCUCCUCGUCCACGGCCUCUGUGACAAGUUUGUGCCCAUGGAGGAGGACCAGCGCAUGGCAGAGAUCCUUCUCUUCGCCUUCCUCAAAGUGAUCGAGGAGGGCAGUCACAUGGUCAUGAUGGAGUGCCACACCGUCAACACGCUGCUACACGAGUUCUUUCUAUGGGAACCGGACCUGUCCAACCAGAACCAGAACCGAACCAGCUCCACCACAGAGAAAACCCUGCCUCUCAGUAACACUUACCAGACACUAAGAAUCACGAAGGGUGGGGACAAAUAACCAAAAAAGCUGAAAACGUUCAAUAUUUCUCCACCAAUCGGAUGAAUUUUGGCGUUUAUGUCCGUGGCGUCCUAUUGGCUGUUGGCUGUUGUAAGCACCGCCUUGUUUUUGGGAUGAGGAGGAAGGCCGUUGGGUGACGUUGAAGAAGACGGGACUUCACUUAAUGCAGGUUGCCAGGUGGACUACUUUCUGGAAUAAAAUACAUCGUUUCAACUUUGUGCUUAUGGAAGUGCAGUAUUCCCAAUAAUAUGUGGAGUUUGAAAGGACUUUGUGAGUUUGUGGUGCGUGGACAUUUUGGGAAACACAUCUUCUCAUACGGUGUCUGAAUUAACAUCUUACGUAUUCUGCGACGACUGGUGUUGUGAAGAAAAAAAUGACAAAAAUAAGAAAACUAUUGUCAAUUCUAGCUCUCACAAAUUGGUGGCUUUAUUUAUACACGCGAGAUCUUUAUUUUCGUAACUUAUUGUCCCGACCCAAACCUUAAAGUGUGUCAGUGUAAGCACAAAGCAACUUCAUUCGUGCAUGAGAAUACAAUGAUAAUCUAUAGCUGAAGUGGUUGCAAUAAAGAAAUAAAUAAAUAUAUAAUUUCUAAACGCUAUUUCGUACAUAGUUCUCACGUCAGUAUCCAAAGGCCCUGCAUGACUUCAAAUGCAACAGUGAGUAAAACAAAAACAUAACAGAUACAAUUAAAUGUGUAUUAAAGUUUU